This is a messenger RNA of Trypanosoma grayi, 558 nucleotides long. RefSeq lists its product as hypothetical. The coding region runs from base 1 to 558 and encodes 185 amino acids. The transcript has a single exon. The record is from RefSeq and is a predicted model, not a curated record. NCBI's taxonomy places the organism in Eukaryota, Euglenozoa, Kinetoplastea, Trypanosomatida, Trypanosomatidae.
AUGUCGGCAAAGGCGUCUGGCGAAGUCAUUGUAGACUUGGACCCCGCCAUUGUGUACUUCACCUUCUCCCGCAUCCGUGACACAUUCUCAUGUGGCCGCACAAUCGAAAGCACGCUGGAGCAGUUUCUUCGCCGUGAACUGACGCCGCGAGAUCUGCCGCUGUUGUGUGUCCUCACCGACGGCAAGGGGAACUACUACAGCCAGAACAACCGCCGUCUGUUUCUCUACAAGGAGCUGCAGCGGCGCGGCAUGUUGACGACGGUGCCUGUGCGGCUGCGGCAGAUGCCCGACACGCGGCGCAUGCGUGGGAAGUACACCCCUGAGAAGUGCGCACUCCACGCAACGCUGAAGCACGAGGGUGCGGUGCUGCCGCUGCCACAGGACAACUGCAGCGAGGACGAGGACGAGCUGGGAACAGCAGCACCGGCGAAGACAGAGACAUCGGCGUCACCUCAGCAGAAGCAGAAGCAGCGAAGAAAGAAGCAGCCUGGUGGUGGUGGUGGUGCUGGUGUGAGGGCGAUGACGUUGGAGGAGGAGCUCCGUGAGUUGAACGUGUAA